AGCGCGGAACGGUCGGCGUGUGCGCAUGUCGCCCGUUGCGGCUAUCAUUCGAUCGCGAACUGUGCAGUGCCCGUUACUAGUGUUUCAUAAAUUUAUAACAUAACAGUUUCUGUGGUUUUUGUUCUUUGCAACAUAUUUCUAUUUUGGAAAACGUGCUUAAUUAAAGAAACCGUUCGUGUGUGCACCCAAUGCCAUUAUUACCCAGGGAUUGUAAGAAAAGGCGUCUUCCAAACAAGUAACGAGCGACCAUGUGACGCGGUCUUAUCAAAAGAUUGUACGACAUCUUCAAAUACAAAAUUAAACGAACAAAGAUGGCGCUGUGGUGGCUUGCAGUGGCGUGCGCGCUGGGAGUUGCGCAGGCGCAGUCCAACUACGGGUCACAGGCGAACAAUAUAGAGUACCAGGGUGGUCUGCCCGAUCAAACCGUACUCGAUGGAAAGGUCACAAAACUCGACGAGUUAAGUCCAGUCAUCUUUUUGAACCGUACGAAAGCUGCCCUUAACUGUGCUGCAGGUUCCAUGCAGAUGGAGUUAAAAUUCAACGAGAAAUUCUACGGCAUAGCUUACGCUGAUUUCGACCGAAAUUCCGCUUGCAAGAUCGUCGGGAAGGGAGCUCUGUCGUACAAGUUCGAAUUGCCGUUGAAAGGAUGCGGUACGAAACAGGAUCCCCUUCGCGUGUUCACGAACAACAUCGUGGUGCGGUUCCACCCUGGACUGGAGAUGGACGGCGACGAGAUCAUCACCAUCGUCUGCCGAUACCCACCUCCUAAUGUGCUGAUGCCGGUGCCUUUGAUUUUGCCACCGGAAACUGGUCCAUUACCCGCAAAGGCGCCUCUAGCGGGUACCCAUAUCCUCAUGAUCAUAUGCGCCAUCCUGUUCCUGACACUUCUAUUGCUCGGGCUCGGAGUCUCCUAUCUGUGUCUAAGGAGACGAGCGCUGCCUCCACCAAGGAGACUCAUCGAUGAGUCUUCUGCGUCUAUUGUUAGCGGAGAGAGUAUACAAGAAGUGAAGAUCCCACGAGCCCACCCGGUGUAUCCAGUAACAGCAGAAAGCGCCAGUGUCGCAUCCGAUACGAUUCCCUCUGACUACCCCUCGGAGACCCCUAGCGAGGCCGAGCAGGUGCACACAAACCAGGCCUUCAUCUUGGAAGAGGCUUAUCAUAGCGAAGGGUACGGCGAGUCGCACGAAACGUCAGCGGGUAACGCUCGCUUGGCUGCAGGCAUGGUGAUGGUGCCGCCGCCCGCCUUCGACGUCCGCGUGCGGGUGCAGCGCCCACCCGUGCCUCCAUCUCCGCCGUCCACUAUUACUGCCAUUGAAACUGACGGGGGUAGUAUGAGACAAACGAUGAUAAUCGAAGAGCACGAGCGACAAGAGUCCGUUCGCACGGUCUCCCCCGUGGCAUUGCCGCUACCCGCACGCGGGUCGCAGCUGCCACCGCCUGAACGACCGCCGAAGGUUUACAAAUCGGACUGGGCGCGUCGUCCGCGCUCGAUCGUUUCUCUCAACACGGAGAUGACAGACACACACUCCGUCACCGAAGUCACCGAUCAUACCCAUGCUAGGAUGUUCCAUCUCAAGAAACCUCCUCCGCCGCCGCCGGUGUUAGUGAGCGAGCGGCUGCAGACGGAGGAGCAGGAGAUGCUACUGGAGAGCCUCGAGCCUAUCCCCGAGACACCCAUCAUGCCUGCCAGGAAACCAGAAAUAACAUCACACGUAGUUGACGACGUGUUCCUCCGCACGAUCACUGAAAAGAAGACUAUCGAAGAUAUAGAGAGACAUAAACGACUCAUCACAGAGUACAAGCAAGUGCCGCCACCGCCGCCGCAGUUUGAUGUUACCAUAAGGAACCAUACCAUGCCUGAAGCACAAUGGGAGAACUUCUCGGAUAUUAGCAGCGCGUCAGGGAUGACCUUGACACCGAAGAUGGAGAGAGUACCCUUGUCGCUGCCACCGCAGAAGUAUAUUGAUUGGAAGCGCGGCAAUGAAUCAAUGACACUGAAGACUGGGAGGGUUCUUCUGGAAACCGAGCGUUCCCUCCGUCUGACUCGUGAAGAGCGUCUGCGUUGGCGUGAACUGAUCACGCAUGAAAGCACUCUGCGACGUGAGCUUUCCAGAUCCUCCACCCGCGACGAGUUCACCAGAGUGGCUCAUGAUCAUAGGUUCGCGCCUCUGUAUCCACCACACAAGUGGGAGGUCAUCAUCAGGAUUCUAGCACCGCCACCUGACAAACCUAAGAAUCGCUACCGCAAGAAGAGUGAAUGGGACUCCCGCUCUCGCCGCAGCUCUUUGCCGACAUUGUACGAGUAUGACAGCGACGCUACAUCGCUGAGAGAUCCGCAGCGCUCGCGCAGGUCGUCCUACCGCAGCGACCACGUUGACAUGCGGUCUAUGUCGGAGAUGAUGGUGGACUACGCACGCGAGCAAGCUGAUACGCAUUCCGAGGUGUCAGGAGGAACUCAGCUCGGAAGAUACUACGAUGACGACAGCGAUAUGGAGCACCCUUUCCAUCAGAAUCAAUCCUGGUCCCGUCACUCGCUGAACCGGUCAGUCAGCCAACCGUCUCUCGCUCGUUCGGCUACUGAGGUGGUCGAGCAAUGGACAGCGCCUGAAGGUGACGUCACUCCUACACCUGGACGACGGGUUAGAGGUGCUCAAGGAUUGACGACGUUCACAUCAUCCGAAGUCCGCACGUUCCAGGCUUCGUCAAGGGACUGGCGUGAUUAA
Hyposmocoma kahamanoa is the source of this 2723-nucleotide messenger RNA. RefSeq lists its product as uncharacterized. The coding region runs from base 312 to 2723 and encodes 803 amino acids. Lineage: Eukaryota; Metazoa; Arthropoda; Insecta; Lepidoptera; Cosmopterigidae. The record is from RefSeq and is a predicted model, not a curated record. The transcript is spliced from 20 exons.